AUGCAGAACACAUUCCAUCUCCCAAUCUACACACCGCCGUCGCUGCCCAUCCAGGCAGAGUCUUACGACGUCCAUCGCGAGAAUGGGACGCCGUUGAUCAUUGAUAAUGGCGCUACGACCUUGCGCUGGGGGUUCGCGACAUCCUCGACACCGUACACCGGUCCCAAUGCUAUCGCGAAAUACAAGGAGAGGCGCACCAACAAGCCUCUUCUUCUUUUUGGAGAGGGGAUUGACACUGAAAGUGGAGCUAGAGGCCAGGCGCGUACGCCUUGGGAAGGCGAUGUCCUCCUCAACUUUGACGCCUUGGAAAACGCAUUGGACUAUACGUUUAUUCAUUUGGGAAUUGAUACUCCAACUGUAAACCAUCCAGUGCUUAUGUCUGAACGGUUGGCUACACCGUUACACUCCAGAGCUCUGACUUCUGAACUCAUGUUCGAACUCUAUUCUGUCCCGUCCCUUGCGUUCUGUGUGGAUGGACUCAUGUCGUUCUACCAGAACCAUCGUCCACCGGCGGGUUCACCGUUUACUUCUGACGGCCUCGUGCUAUCAUUCAACACGGCAUCUACAUCUGUUAUUCCAAUGCUCAAUGGAAAGGGUAUCCUUAGUCAUGCCAAGCGAAUACCAUGGGGUGCUUCCCAGGCCUCCGAAUACCUUCUCAAGCUCAUCCAACUCAAGUAUCCUGGUUUCCCAACCAAGAUCACGACGAACCAAACAAACUGGAUGCUCCAAAACCACUGCGAAUUCACAUCCGACUUUCCGUCCCUUCUUCGAGACCUGAGGGAUCCUAUCAAACUCAAGGAAUCUGAGCGGAUUAUACAAUUCCCAUUCGCUGCUCCAGUGCAGGAGGAAAAGACUGAAGAAGAACUGGCGAAGAUUGCUGAGCGGAGGAAGGAACAGGGGAGGAAAUUGCAGGAGAUGGCUGCGAAAAGUCGGAUGGAGAAGCUGGCGAAGAAGGAAGCGGAUCUUCAGGCGUUGCUUGAGCUGAGAGAGUUGAGGAGUACUGAGAAUAAACGGGAUUGGGCUGCCAGACUAGAAGAUGAGGGCUUCGAUAAUGAUGCUGCUUUGGAUGAUACGAUCAAGAAACUUGAAGCAGAUUUGAAGAAGGCACGUCGGAAGGAAGGAGAUGUUGACGAACCUAUGGAAGAGCCGUCGUUCCCGUUAGUCGACAUCCCAGAUGCAGAUCUAGACGAGGACCAACUCAAAGAGAAGAGGAAGCAGAAGCUCAUGAAAGCAGGUUGGGAAGCCCGUAUGCGUGCACGCAAGGAGAAAGAGCGCGAGCGGGAAGAGAAAGCCAGGGAGGAGCAGCGCGAAGAGGAGGAACGGCAGGCCGAUCUAGAUGGAUGGGCGAGAAAUCUAAGGCAGCAGCAGGAGGCUUUGAUGACGAAGAUCAAGGACCGGAAUAGGCGCAAGGCUGCGUUGAGCGACCGGAAGAGUGCGGCGGCUCAGGCGAGGAUGAAGAAUAUCGCCAAUCUUGCUGCAGAUGAUACGGGGGCUCCGAGGAAGAAACGAAGAGCAAAUGGCGAGGAUAUGUUUGGAGCAGAUGACGCGGAUUGGCAGAUUUAUCGUAAAAUCGAGUUAACUUUCGUUCACUGCGGAAAGAAUACAGCAGCACCUUCAUCGGACGAAGAAGACGACCUUACGCAGCUCCAGAUCAUCGAGCAAAAGCUCUUAGCCCAUGAUCCAACGUUCACGGAUCAGCAUACACAUGCGUUUUUGACGACGCAGAGGUCUGCUCUGCUUUCUGCUUUCUUGCCGUUCUAUGAAGAGGGGGAUGUUGAAGGCCACACCCGCAUCCACCUUAGCACAGAACGUUGGCGCGUGCCCGAGACGUACUUUUCCCCGGGGAUGGCUGGGAUCGACACCGCAGGGCUUGGUGAAGUGAUCCAGAAUAUCCUGGCUCGGUUCUCUGAAGCAGAGAAAGCUCGGCUUGUAGGGAACAUAUUCCUAACUGGCUCUCCCUCCCAACUCCCCGGGCUGUCUACGCGGUUGCACUCUUCCGUUCGACCGAUCCUCCCGCCUGAGAUGCCGAUUGAAAUUGUGAAAGCUGCUAACCCGAGUCUGGAUGCGUGGAGGGGUAUGGCGGCGUUUAGUUUGACGGAGGAGUUUAGGACUGUUGGGGUCACGAAGGCUCAGUAUGAAGAGCAUGGACCGGAGAGGAUUAAGAGGUGGUGGGGGUCUAAUUGGAAUGGAAGUAUCUAGAGGUUUGAUUGGGGCCAUACCUUUCUCGCCCUGGUGUUGAGUCUCCGUAUCUUGUAUUGUAUCCAGUGCUCUGAUCAUCAUAUGGGAAGACCUCAACA
Molecule: messenger RNA, 2297 nt
Organism: Coprinopsis cinerea okayama7#130
Lineage: Eukaryota; Fungi; Basidiomycota; Agaricomycetes; Agaricales; Psathyrellaceae
Product: chromatin remodeling complex subunit
Exons: 14
Coding region: 1-2199 (732 amino acids)
Biological process (GO): regulation of DNA-templated transcription
Cellular component (GO): cytoplasm; Ino80 complex
Source: RefSeq, a predicted model, not a curated record